Molecule: messenger RNA, 1991 nt
Organism: Culicoides brevitarsis
Lineage: Eukaryota; Metazoa; Arthropoda; Insecta; Diptera; Ceratopogonidae
Gene: gus
Product: protein gustavus
Exons: 3
Coding region: 698-1735 (345 amino acids)
Biological process (GO): intracellular signal transduction; proteasome-mediated ubiquitin-dependent protein catabolic process
Cellular component (GO): SCF ubiquitin ligase complex
Molecular function (GO): protein binding
Source: RefSeq, a predicted model, not a curated record
UUCUCAUUUGUAGUUGAAUUUUCGUGAAGGCAAGACCCCUUUUAAUGUUAAUUACUCCGAAAAAAAGGUUUGGCGUUGCUGAUUUUUAGUAGAAAAAAAUUAAAAAUUUAAUAUUUGCACGCAUUUUGUGCGGAUAAAAGCCCCGUUUUUUGUUACUUCACGAUGCAAUAAAGGCGAGAAUCCUUUUUAAUUUCCGUUAAAACGCACGAAUAACGAGACGACGACAGAAAAAAAAGUACCUCAGCAUCCACCAUUACUGAAAAAUAUACAACACUCCCCGUACGCAAGAGGAAAAAAACACAUUUCAAACAAAAAUCGAUAAUUGAAUCACAAAAAAUACGAAAAAAAAGGAAUUUGAGUGUGAAAAAAAUAUCGGAAUAAAUGUAAAAAAAAAUAUUAAAAAGCAAAAAAUCACAAAAAAAAUUAUUUAAGCAAAAAAAUUCAAUGAUACAAAAAAAAUGUGCAAAUUAAAACAGUAACAAAUUAGAAAUAAUAGCAAUCAAAUAUGUGUUAAAACCCUCCCAGUUAUUAAAAAAUUAUAUUCUAGUUGUAAAAAAAAAAUAAAAAAAAAAGUUGAAACUUUGGAAUCUACUUUGGUGAUACAAAAGCAAUAUUAAACACAAAGGAAAAACGGAACCAUCUCAAUUUUUUCAACGCAAACGUUCUUUGGAUAACCGUCAAAAUAGAUAACGACACAAUGGAAUUAGCCAGAAAAAGAUACAAGAGUAGCCGAGGGCCGGUACUUAGAUCAAGUGAACGUCGCCGUCCAUCAGGUACUUCGUCGACAGCAUUGCCAUCGCCGCGCGUCGUGCUAAACCGUUUAGACGUCGAAAGGUUGCGUGUGUCAUACAAAGUAGCGAUUCGUACAUCGAGAAGCGGGCGUCAAAGUGGUAUGAAUAUGGGUCAAAAAAUCUCAGGAGGAGUAAAAUCGGUGAGUCGCGAUCAACCGGCGCCAUUCAAAACAAUCAUUCCGCGCGAACUGGCAGCUGAUUUCAGUAGGCCGGCACGCAUCGAUGUGCUGCUCGAUAUGCCGCCCGCCCCCAAGGAGACACAAGUCAAGUAUUCGUGGAACUCCGAGGACCGAAGUUUGAAUGUUUUCGUGAAGGAAGAGGACAAAAUGACAUUCCACCGACACCCAGUUGCCCAAAGCACGGAUUGCAUACGAGGAAAAGUGGGUUUCACGAAGGGCCUGCACAUCUGGGAGGUGUUUUGGUCGACGCGACAACGCGGAACGCAUGCCGUUGUCGGCGUUGCUACGAGCGAGGCGCCUUUGCACUCCGUAGGUUAUCAAAGUUUAGUCGGAUCCACGGAUCAGAGUUGGGGAUGGGACUUGGGACGCAAUAAGCUGUAUCACGAUUCGAAAAAUUGCGCGGGCGUGACGUAUCCCGCGAUCCUCAAGCCUGACGAGACGUUUUUAGUGCCAGACAAAUUUUUGGUAGCAUUAGAUAUGGAUGAGGGCACGCUCAGUUUUAUUGUCGACGGGCAAUAUUUGGGCGUAGCGUUCCGCGGACUCAAGGGACGCAAACUAUAUCCCAUCGUUUCGGCUGUUUGGGGGCACUGCGAGAUCACGAUGAAAUACAUCGGAGGACUUGACCCUGAACCACUGCCACUUAUGGAUCUUUGUCGACGUGUGAUACGUCAAAAAGUAGGACGAACGCAUUUAGAAGAGCAUAUUCAAGAAUUAGCAUUGCCACAAUCAAUGAAAACUUAUUUACUAUAUAGAGACCGUAGAUAAUUAAUACUUUAAGUUAAAGCGUAACUAACAGAAACAAAACUAAGAACACAGAAAUUUUAACAAAAAAAAAACUAUGACAAAUGCUCGAAAAUGCAAAAUAUUAACUUCCCUUAUAGAUUUCAAUUUUUUUUUUAUAUUUCGUUUUUGUUUUGUUCCAACAUCACAAAAUAAAAAAAAUUGUCGAUAAAUAUUAUUUGUAAAAAAAAUUAACUUUCCGGAGAUUUUUGUAAAAUUAAUAAUAAAAAUAAAUAAAUUC